This is a messenger RNA of Pochonia chlamydosporia 170, 1431 nucleotides long. RefSeq names its product glutamate carboxypeptidase. Gene Ontology annotation, molecular function: metallodipeptidase activity. NCBI's taxonomy places the organism in Eukaryota, Fungi, Ascomycota, Sordariomycetes, Hypocreales, Clavicipitaceae. The record is from RefSeq and is a predicted model, not a curated record. Gene Ontology annotation, biological process: proteolysis. The coding region runs from base 1 to 1431 and encodes 476 amino acids. The transcript has 2 exons.
AUGGCUCCUCAACUCGACAGCUAUUUCAAGCAGGUGGACGAUUCCGCCAACCACUUCAUUGAGCGUCUUCGCAAGGCUGUUGCCAUUCCCUCCAUCUCCGCGGAGGAUGCUCGCCGUCCUGAUGUUGUUCGCAUGGGAGAGUGGCUGGGUAACGAGCUGAAGAGCUUGGGAGCCGAGGUCGAGCUUCGACCUCUUGGCAAGCAGCCUCAUAAGGAACACCUUGAUCUCCCUCCCGUUGUCCUCGCCCGUUACGGAAACGACAAGAACAAGCGAACGAUCCUAGUAUAUGGCCACUACGAUGUGCAACCCGCUGAGAAGAGCGAUGGCUGGGCUACUGAACCCUUCGACCUCACUGUUGACGACAAGGGUCGCAUGUUUGGUCGAGGUUCAACCGACGACAAAGGCCCUGUUCUCGGCUGGCUCAACGCUAUCGAAGCUCACCAGAAGGCUGGGAUUGACUUCCCUGUCAAUCUGUUGAUGUGCUUCGAGGGUAUGGAGGAGUACGGUUCAGAGGGUUUGGAGGAGUUCAUUCAGGCCGAAGCUAAGAAGUAUUUUGCUGAUACCGAUGCUGUCUGUAUCUCCGACAACUACUGGCUCGGUACUGAGAAGCCCUGCCUGACCUACGGUUUGCGAGGCUGCAACUACUACUCCCUCGAGGUCUCCGGCCCCGGUGCUGAUCUUCACAGCGGUGUCUUUGGUGGCACUGCUCAGGAGCCCAUGACUGAUCUCGUUCGCCUUUUGGGUUCGCUGGUUGACACCCACGGCAAGAUCCAGAUCCCUGGAAUCAUGGAGCAGGUUGCGCCUGUUACCAAGGACGAGGAGAGCCUUUACGAUGGCAUCUCCUUCACCAUGGACAACAUCUUCGAGUCAUUGGGUAGCAAGACCACUAUCCACGAUGACAAGAAGAACACUCUGAUGGCCCGCUGGAGAUACCCCUCUCUGUCUGUCCACGGUGUUGAAGGCGCUUUCUCUAGCCCUGGCGCCAAGACUGUCAUUCCCGCCAAGGUUGUUGGCAAGUUCUCUAUCCGAACUGUCCCCAACAUGGACAUUGACACCACCAACAACUGCGUCUACAAGUAUGUCGAGGAGCAGUUUGCCAAGCUGAACAGCAAGAACACCAUGAAGGUGUAUGCGCAGCACACCGGCAAGUGGUGGGCAGCCUCUCCCAAGCACUGGAACUUCUCAGCUGCUGCCAAGGCUACUGAGCGCGUCUGGGGUGUCCAGCCUGACUUCACCCGCGAGGGUGGAAGUAUCCCCGUUACCCUGACCUUUGAGGAGGCUACUGGCAAGAACGUCCUUCUGCUACCCAUGGGCAGCUCAACCGAUGGUGCUCACUCAAUCAACGAGAAGCUGGACAAGCGCAACUAUAUCGAGGGUAUCAAGCUACUUGGCGCCUACUUGCACUACGUUGCGGAGGAGCCCCAGUCGUAG